This is a messenger RNA of Vitis riparia (riverbank grape), 1640 nucleotides long. Its product is annotated as probable protein phosphatase 2C 24. The transcript is spliced from 4 exons. Gene Ontology annotation, biological process: protein dephosphorylation. The record is from RefSeq and is a predicted model, not a curated record. Gene Ontology annotation, molecular function: protein serine/threonine phosphatase activity; cation binding. Gene Ontology annotation, cellular component: nucleus; cytosol. Bases 200 to 1426 code for a protein of 408 amino acids. Lineage: Eukaryota; Viridiplantae; Streptophyta; Magnoliopsida; Vitales; Vitaceae.
UAAGAAAAAGAGUCCAAAGAGGUGGGUUGGGUUUUAAAAGGGUCAGUUCAUGAGCGCGCGACCGUUCAUUCUCUCACAUCCUCUGGUCCUUCAAUUUUGAAUGGAGACAGGAUCGUUGGUUUUUGGGGUUUUCAACUGUGUAGGGCAGAGAAGAGGGGUUCUGUGUUUGUGAAUUUUUUUUGGUUGGGGGGUUUUUGUAAUGGCGGAGAUCUGCUGUGGGGUUGUGAGCGAUGGGGAGACGUCCACUCAGUGCGAGCCGAGUUCGCGAGUGGCGAGGCGACGGAGAAUGGAGCUCCGGCGUUUCAAGUUCGUUGCCGGUGUGGCCCCUUCAGAGACCGAGAACGGGCAGAAGCGGCGGAAGCUGGAGGCGGCUUAUCCUUACGCCGAGGCCUGCUCGUGGAAGUGCGCCAACACCUUUGAAAACUGCGCUUCUGAAGUAGAGGGCAGUUGUUUGCAGUCGGAACAUGGAGGCUCCGACAAGGAGCAUCCUCAGACGAGUUUUCAGGCGGAUCUCCAGAUGGAGAAUGAGUAUCCGAAGUUCGGCAUAGCAUCGGUAUGUGGGAGGAGAAGAGACAUGGAAGACGCCGUCGCCGUGCACCCUUCCUUCCUCCGGCAACACCACCAAACCACGAAUGGCUCGCACUACUUCGGAGUUUAUGAUGGUCACGGCUGUUCGCAUGUAGCGAUGAACUGCAGAGAUCGAAUGCAUGAACUGGUGAGAGAAGAGCUAGAGAACAAGGACACGUGUACGGAGUCAGGUUGGAAGAAUGCGAUGGAGCGAAGCUUCAGUCGCAUGGACAAGGAAGUGAAUGCACGGAAUAUAGGAGCAUCAGGAGCCGUUUGCAGGUGCGAGCUUCAAACACCUGAGUGCGAUGCCGUAGGAUCCACAGCCGUAGUCGCAGUAGUCACACCGGAGAAGAUCGUCGUCGCCAACUGCGGCGACUCCCGCGCAGUUCUCUGCCGUAACGGCAAGGCGAUCCCUCUCUCCUCCGAUCACAAGCCGGACCGCCCCGACGAACUUCAGAGGAUCCAGUCGGCCGGCGGGCGUGUCAUAUUCUGGGACGGACCUAGGGUUCUGGGAGUCCUCGCCAUGUCAAGAGCCAUAGGCGAUAACUACUUAAAGCCCUUCGUGAGCUGCGAGCCGGAGGUGACGAUCACGGAACGAUCGGCGGAGGACGAGUGUCUGAUACUGGCGAGCGACGGUCUGUGGGACGUGGUGUCGAACGAGACAGCGUGCGGCGUGGCGCGAAUGUGCCUGAAGGGGAAGGUACCGGAGGGUGUGGAAGGGGCGGAGAAUGAGGGGGAAGGGGAGGCUUGGGACAAGGCGUGCUCCGACGCCUCCAUGCUGCUGACAAAGCUGGCCUUGGCUAGGCACACCGCGGACAACGUGAGCGUGGUGGUGGUGGAUCUUAGGAAGGACACGUAGACACCCAUUCCUUUUUUUUUCUUUUUUCUUUUUUCCUUUUUGGGUAAAUGAUGUUUGGGUCCUUUUUUUUUUUUUUUUUAAUUUUUGUCCUGUAAGGACGGUGAUGGAGUCCUUGUUUUGAGGGGAAAUGAAAAAGCGGAAACUGAAAUGGGAAAUGGGAAUACAAACACACAAAAUGCAGCCCAGCCUUUUUCAUGCUGGUUUUUUCAUCAUA